Lactuca virosa is the source of this 1664-nucleotide messenger RNA. The record is from the annotation of a GenBank genome assembly. Lineage: Eukaryota; Viridiplantae; Streptophyta; Magnoliopsida; Asterales; Asteraceae.
CUUUUAUAGAAGUACCUAAACGAGGACAUUAAUCCAUCAUCCUCCCGGUUGUUGUCUUCUUAUUGCUCACCUUAAAAGAACAAAAGAACGGAGUUUGCUCUAAAGAAAUAACCAUGACCGACUGUGAAGAAUACAUGCUAUUGAAUCUGGACGAGGUUAAAAUUCCGGAACUAUUUUUGCUUCUACUCGAUGAACACAUUGGAGCAAGACCAUUCAUAGACUCCCAUGACGAUGUCAACUUACAUGGAACAUUCCUCCGUAGGUUUGUGAUCUUCAUCACCAUUGUCGUCAUUAUAGUUCUGAAAUCAAUCUCCAUGUUCAUGGCGUGUUUUGGGAGGUUCAUCGAGGCUACCCUCAACCUCUGGGCGGAGUAUGAUAGCUUCUGCAUGCUUAUCGUCAUGAAAAUACGAGGAAAAACCCGGGUAUGCCGAGAGUCACCAGAUUUCUCAUCUGUAAUCGGCUUAACAGAUACACGAUUGGAGUUGGAUCCUGAAAUCUCUCAUGAAGAUCCAAGAUAUAAUUCUGCACUCGCGAUCAUGGCUGCUAAAACUGCAUACGAGAACGAAGCUCGAGUGGAGAAAAUUGUCCAGGAUCAUUGGAAGAUGAAACCUUUAGGGUUUUUCAACUGUUCAAAUGCAUUCGAAUCAAAAGAGCUGAGCGAGAAGAGACACCCAACACAAGCGUUUAUUUUUAGCGAUCACACCCGGGAUUAUGAAUUAAUCUGUGUGUCCUUUCGAGGGACAUCUCCAUUUAGCGCAGAUGAUUGGUGCACGGAUCUUGAUCUCUCAUGGUACCUUCUUGGUGACAUAGGUAAAGUUCACAUGGGUUUCUUGAAGGCCCUAGGGUUACAAAAGAAACACAAACGGUGUGCCUCGUUGCCUAAAGAUAUCGAAGAAGAUAAACUUGGAAAAAACAUCUUUGCUUACUACCAAAUCAAGAAAGUUCUUAAACAAAAACUUGAUGAAAACAAGAAUGCUCGGUUUAUGGUCACAGGCCAUAGUUUGGGAGGAGCACUUGCGGUUUUGUUUCCAGCAAUAUUAGCGUUCCAUGAAGAGUUCGAGUUGCUGGAGAAGCUCGAAGGUGUAUACACAUUCGGACAACCAAGGGUUGGAGACGAACAGUUCUGUAGGUCGAUGGAAGACUUGUUGGGUGUAAAGAGAUACUUUCGGUUUGUUUAUGCAAAUGACGUGGUACCCAGAAUUCCCUUCGAUGAUUCCGAUCUUCUGUUCAAACACUUUGGAUACUGUUAUUACUUCAAUAUCUUGUACAAAGGGAAGGUUGUGAACGAAGUACCCAAUAAGAACUACUUUGCGAUCAAAUCAUUCGUACCAAUGUAUUUGAAUGCGGUUCUUGAACUGGCAAGAAGUUUUGUAUUGCCAUAUGCUUUUGGAGAAAAUUAUAGAGAAGGGAUCCUUCUUUUGGGAGUUCGAUUAUUUGGUUUGAUUGUUCCAGGAGCAUCGGCUCAUUGUCCUCAAGAUUAUGUUAAUCUUACUCGGUUGGCUUCUCCGGACACUUUUCACGAACUGCAAGACUAUUCUUCGGAUGAAUGACUUUGUCCCAAGGAGUGGGUAUAAGAUAAUUAUAGCGAUGAUAUUAUAUCAACUGUUGUGUUCUAAACAUAAAACAGCCAUAUAUAAGCUCAUUUUUUAAUUGAAAUAAGGAUG